Messenger RNA from Fraxinus pennsylvanica, 426 nucleotides. Lineage: Eukaryota; Viridiplantae; Streptophyta; Magnoliopsida; Lamiales; Oleaceae. The record is from the annotation of a GenBank genome assembly.
AUGAAAUGGGAAGAAGUAGAAGUCAGUGAACACUGCUUGGAGCUCGUUGAAGACCAAUUUCUUGAACUGAAUGUUUCCAAUUCUGGAACUGAAUGCUUGGAGAAGAUGAAGCAUAUUUUGUCAGUCAUUUUUGGUGCUGGGCUUGUAACUAGCCUUUCUCCUUGCACACUCAGUGUUUUGCCACUUACCCUUGGUUACAUAGGUGUUCAAGCGUAUUUGGCUGGACUUACAUUUGCAUUAGCUGCAUCACCUUGCAGCACUCCAGUUCUAGCCACCUUGCUUGGAUAUGUUGCAUCUACCAGGAGCCUGCUUUCAUUCCGCAAGUUUUCUGCAUGGAUUAACCCAAUAAGUGGGGCCUUCCUCCUAGGCGGGGGCGUAUAUACGCUGUUGGAUAAGCUUUUCCCAGCAACAACGAUGGCAAUGUAA